AUGGCACCUCCAGAUCUCAUACAGCAAGCCAUCUCGACCACCAUGGCCAACGGAAUCGACAGGCUCGAACGCCUGUUUUCCAAAAAGAAGCAUGCUGCAGCAUCCCGUGAGCGGCAGCAGCAGCAGGCAGCCGACUAUGCACCACCAUCCACCUCCUACUCAUCUCGCUUCGCGCUCCGCAAAAAAUCCGCUGCUGCCACGUCCCCUUCCUGGCCUACCCGCCACUCGCCUCUGAACGACAUGCACUUCCCGCAGCCGUCCUUUAUCCGCCCAAAGGCCGCAAGAAUGGUUCCCCGCGACGACCACGCUCCCACCUCGCUCUCGCGUCCUGGCACGGCCAAUCGCAGCAUGAGCGUGCCGGACGGCCAGCCCGCUCUGCCGGCCCUGUCUCUCUCUGGGUCUACAACAGCAACAUCGUCCACAUCAACGCGAGUCGUUGCACCGCCGCGGAGUGCUGGUGGUCCCACAGCACGUAGCCCGCAUGGGCCCCCGGUUGCCUACACGACGCAGGCGAGGUCCAUGUCCGUCACGUCGCCGCACCGUCGCACGUUUGACAGCCGGCGCAGCAGCAGCUCUAUGAACUACAACUACAGCAGCACAACCACCACCCUCAGCAGCAGCGGCAGCAGCACCAUGAGCAGCAGUACGCACACCAGCUGUACCAGCAGCACUUGUCAUCCCAAUCGCCGCUCUUCCUUUGUCGAGACCAACUGUGAGCUCAGCGACGCUGCUGCCCGUGCCGUUCCCAACAACGGCCGUGUUCUGGCGGGUGUCAACGUCCAGCGCCUGCCCAAGCGGUCGUCUUCGCUACUGCAGCGCCGCGACGUCUUUGUCUCGCCCCUCGCCAACCUGGACACCUACCAGAUCUCGAACCAGGGCCGCUGUGACUCUGUCGCCAUCACCACCAGCUCCGGCGAGGUCAGCCCGGCUACCGUCCAAGCCACGCCCUUUAUCCCGUCGUCGUCCCCUGACUCGCCCGGCCUGGCCCAGGAGGAGCAGGGACCACACGCCUCCUCUGAAAGAUCUGCAGCAGCCACUGUUUUCUCUGUUGCCCAGCAGCAGCAGCAGCAGCAGCAGCAGCAGCGCCAGCAAGACGAUCGUACCGACUCGCCGCUGCCGUUGUCUGCCUACGAGGAGGAGCUUAUUAAACCCGAGGACGUGCCGUUGCCACCCUCUCCCAAGCCAUCUGAGCUGCCCAUCUUCACCGAGACGCCGCUGCUCCGCCGCGACUCGGUCUUUUCAUCCAUCGUCCUACCUCAGCAGAACGCCGGCCCGACAACAGCAACAACAGCAUCCUCUGCGUCUGCGGUCUCGGCUCGUCACCGGUCCCGCCUCGCUCGCCGCCCCAUGUCACUCCGCUACCAACGCCACCUGCCCAUUGAGCCGAAGCCGUCGUCGCCGAACUCUGUGCUCAUGGAGCCCGACUUGGGUGACUUUUUGACCCUCAGCGACGACGAUAUCGCGGAGGACGUGGCUGCUGCUGCUGCUGCUGCCGCCGCCGCCGCCGCUGCCGCCGCCGCCGCGACUGCUGAGGACAAGGAGAUUGCUCGAGAGACCAGCACGCCCCGUGCCUCGGUCAUCACCGCUGUCCCUGCUGCCACCGAGAACGUCUCCUCUACCGGUGCGCGGCCAGAGACGCCACGGCAGGCCAAGAGCAGCCUGGCUCUCCAGAAGCCGCUGCCGCCUGCGCCGGCCGACAACACCACUCCCACUGCCACGUCGUCGCCGCCUGUGUCGCCGACGUCCCUGACCCGCAGACGCGCUCUAGCCGCCGCCGCUCCUUCUCUCCCGCCUGCCUUCCAGGCACCGCCUCCUGCUUUCCUGUCACUGCUGCCUGGCAUGCCACUGCUGCCCUCGCCCAUGGCGGUCACACCCACCUCGGUGACUGCCAACGCUCGUCCCCGGACGCCGGCUGGUGAGGCCCGCAUGGCGGCUGCCUUUGAGAUUGCGCGCAUUGCCUCCCAGUACAAGUUUGACCUGGCAUACAUUGCCACCAUCUGGCCCAAGAACAUGGCUGUGUCCGCGGCAACCGCCCAGCCGCAACCGCAGUCCAUUGGCUGGCCCUCGUCGCCAUCCUCGCCGUCCUCGCCGUCGGCUGCGGCGAAGCUCAUGCCCCGCACCAAUAGCCAGACCAGCAGCCGCCCGCCGCUGAGCGGCCGCGGCGCCAACCGCGCCGGCCAUGUGAGCCAAGGCAGCCAGUCCAGCACCCACAGCAACAGCAGCAGCGGCAGCAUCAAGCAGAACGGUGUCUUCUCGCCCGUCGGUAUGCGCCAGUCCAAGCUUGAGGCCCAGUUCCUCGCUGCCUACGGCCUGGCCACCGUCCGCGCGCCUUACAGCCUGUCGGCGCCAACGCACGCCAAGAUUCUGAAUUCAGAGCGCUGGCUUGAGUUCAGCGAGCCCGACGCCCAGCCCGAGGAGUUCUCGCGCGGCUAUGGCUGUGCCUUUUACCGCGGUCGCGCCGCUGUGAACCCUACCGCCUCUGCCACGCCGGUGACGCAGCAGCGCUACCAGCGCCGCCCGUCGACGGACGACUGCGACGCCGACACGGAGCAGGACGCCCGCGCUGCGGUGCACCGCCCCCGCCGCAAGGUGUCCACGUCGUCCUCUUCUUCUUCGUCGUCGUCUUCGUCCUCUACAGCCAACAACCGCGGCAUCGUCUUUGUCGCCUACCGCCGCAAGGAGCUCGUCGACGAGCGUGCCCGCCGCCAGGACAAGGACGACCUCGAGACCCUGUACCGCGACGUCGAGGCUCUCGUCGACAAGAUCCUGGAUGUGCACAUGCAGCAGCAGCGCCAGGCGCAGCUCGAGACGGCACAGCCGCAGACGACGGCCCAGCGUGCACUGCUUCCCGAUGUGGUGGACGCGCUGGCAGCGGGCUUCCCCGGCGCCGGCGCCGCCUGCACCCUGCGCCAGUCGCGUUUCCUCGGUGUGAAAGCGGCCUAG
Messenger RNA from Sporothrix schenckii 1099-18, 2943 nucleotides. RefSeq lists its product as uncharacterized. The transcript has 2 exons. The record is from RefSeq and is a predicted model, not a curated record. Lineage: Eukaryota; Fungi; Ascomycota; Sordariomycetes; Ophiostomatales; Ophiostomataceae. Bases 1 to 2943 code for a protein of 980 amino acids.